GGUUGGGUGGUUUUCAGAGGGUUUUGGCGAUCAGAGAGAGAGAGAGAGAGAGAGAGAGAGAAUGGGUAUCGUUUAAAAACUCUGUUCCGUGAAAAUAUGGGGUAGGAAUUGAGGGAAUGCUAUAGUGUGAUGGAAAGAAAAUUCUGAUUCAUUCGUUCAUUUUGCCGAUAAUUCGCCGAUCUUACAUUCGCCUGAAAAUUCUUGCGUUUCGCCGGAAUUUCGGUUUUUGCUGAAAAAAGUUUCCAACUUCAAAGGAGAAUUUUGGUCUAGAGGCUUUAUCUUUAAUUCUUUGAGCCUGAACUACUGGUGAAGUGCACAAUUGUCUAAAAUGGAUCCAAGAUUGCUGCUUCGCUGUGUCUGAUGCAUUCUUCUAUGUUAUGAUUUCUGAGAUAUGGUGUUGCACAAGAGGUUAGACUAUGGGUUCAAUGGUUAUCAGGUGCCUCCUACGCCUCGAGCUACCAGAUCAGCUAGGAGGAGGGUUACAUUUAAAAAGAGAGCGGAAGACAAUCAUAUGCGUGCUUUUGACUUAUUGGCCACCGUAGCUGGUGAGAUGUUGCUUGAGAGAGAGAGUUCACCCGCAUCUAGUAAUGCAUCAAAGGGAAAUGAUCCCUGUGCAUGUGUUCAAAACGUGUGGGAGAAUGAAGAUAAACUAGUUAAAAUUGAACCUAGUGAUCAAGGAAUUAGUGAUAGGAGAGUCUUAGCCUCUGAGCUUGUCCAACAAGCUGAUGAUCAAAAGUACGACUCUGUGGAAUCCCUAUUUCCUCAGAAUGAUGGCCAUUCAGGAUUUGCUUCUAUAGUAACCAUCGAUUGCUCAGAGAGCUUUGUUGAUCAGAGUUUGAUUAAUGGAAAAAACAAGAAUGACACGGGAAGUUUUGCUAGCAAAUUAGAUCUGGGUGUCUCUGGUUACAGGGAGUCUGGUGUUUGUAAAUUAGAUUGUGAAACUAAAAUAAUGAUAAAAGAUGAGCUGCACAAUAAUGGGAAGGUGCCUAUUGUCACUGGGUUGGAGGAUCCAGAGGUUUGGGAUGGGAAACCUCCUGCACUAGUCAGUUCAGAUAGGAGUGUCAAGGUGCCUUUGUGUGGUGACCAUAUUCCCCGUAGCUCUUUUCCCGCUAGUCGGGAUGAUGUAAAAAUAGUUAGUAGAGAUGAUGACGAAAAAUCCUCUGGGUGCACUCACCCUAGCACAAUAACAAAGUCCAUAAGACCGGUAUCACGCAUUGGAGAUCGAAGAAUAAGGAAGAUUUUAGCUUCAAAGCAUUGGAAGGUAUCUCCAAAAUUGAAGGACGAUACACUGUUGAACACUGAUGGGGAUUUGAAGCCCAUUUUCCGUAAUAGGAAGGGCUAUUACAAACGCCAAAGAUCUCAAAUGAAUAUUCCUUUUAAGAAGAGGAAGAUUUUUGAGCGUAGCUCAGUGUCAAAUCCUAACCGAUUGUUCACUUGUGAGGGAAAAUUGGAUUCACCCGAGAAGGGCAUCAAUGGAGAUGCUUCUGGUUCAUGUGUAAAGAUGCAUGGAGCCACAGGAACAUCAUCCUCUGUAGUUUGUCAACACACUUCAAUUCAAUCUAGGGAUUCUUACGUGAAGCUUAGGAUCAAGUCUUUCAGGGUGCCAGAGCUUUUUAUUGAAAUGCCUGAAACUGCCUCCGUCGGUUCUUUGAAGAGGACUGUUAUGGAGGCAGUGACUGCCAUACUUGGAGGUGGAUUACAUGUUGGCGUACUUCUUCGCGGAAAGAAGGUUAGAGAUGACAAUAAAACUCUACUGCAGACGGGAAUUUCUCAUGAUUACCCUCUAGAUGCUUUGGGUUUUGCCCUGGAGCCUAACCCUUCACAAAAUCCCCCAUCUAUAUGCCCCAGAGAUUCUUCCUCUAUGCUUCCUUGUGACACUCCUCAGCCUCUAACAAGCUAUCCACCAGAUUCAACUGUUGCUCAUCAGGGCACUUGCCAUACCUCUCCUGAGCCUCACUUGGCCAAUCUUGGCAACUUCGUCGAAAGUGAUCAUGAUUCAGCACCUUCUCCCACUGACACAUCAGUUGACAAAAGUACAACAGAUUCUAAAGCUCUGGUUGCUGUACCAGAAAUGAAUGUUGAGGCAUUAGCUGUGGUUCCAAUUCACAGGAAAUCAAAGCGAUCUGAGAUUGCACAGCGCCGAAUCCGUCGACCCUUUUCUGUUGCUGAAGUGGAAGCACUGGUUCAAGCAGUUGAGAAACUUGGAACAGGAAGGUGGCGUGAUGUUAAGCUGCUAGCUUUUGAUAAUGCAAAACAUCGAACUUAUGUGGAUUUGAAGGAUAAGUGGAAAACACUGGUGCACACGGCAAGAAUAUCCCCUCAACAAAGGAGAGGAGAGCCCGUUCCCCAGGAUCUCUUGGACAGGGUCCUAACUGCUCAUGCCUUCUGGUCCAAACAGCAAGCCAGACAACAGCUCAAACAACAUGCAGAGACUUGCCUUCUCAUCUGAAAAGUCUUAGAAACAGAAGAGUUGGGAAGCACAUUUAGAAGAAACAUAGAAAUGAUGGGUUUAGAAGGAUAUGUCUAGGUGUCUCUAAUUGUUCUUUUUUUUAUUUUUUUUAUGAUUAUGUAAAAAUCAUAAAAAAUAGAAGUCUUUAAGAAAUGUAUGUGAUGAUAUUUGUCCGGCCACGCUUCUUUUCCUGCUUGGAGAGGAGUCUUGGCACUUUGUAAAUGGUUGAAAGAAUAAGAGCUUGCUAACCC
This is a messenger RNA of Juglans microcarpa x Juglans regia, 2700 nucleotides long. RefSeq names its product telomere repeat-binding protein 5-like. Lineage: Eukaryota; Viridiplantae; Streptophyta; Magnoliopsida; Fagales; Juglandaceae. Bases 392 to 2449 code for a protein of 685 amino acids. The record is from RefSeq and is a predicted model, not a curated record. The transcript has 10 exons.